ACAUGUCGUAGUUUAAAACGUAUCAUGAAUUGCAGAAAAAUGUACCGCUCUGUCCCAUUAAUGUCCGUCUUCCCUCUUGUGUCUGGCUCUACAAACUCACUCCUCUGCACUUGCAGCAGGAGAGGCAUCAUGAGUCUUCAAAAUUCUACACUCAAACCAAGUCUUAGUUUCCGAAUCUGCACCAUUUCUGGUUAUAAAACUGAGCUGCUCGAGAUUUUUCCUCAUGAUCCUAAAUUACAUGUUCUACUCAUUCCUGGGAAUCCAGGUGUUGUUUCUUUUUAUAAGGAUUUUUUAGAAUCAUUGUAUGACUUGCUUGGAGGAACUGCAUCUCUUACAGCUAUUGGGCAUAUAUCCCACACUAGAAAGAACUGGGAGCAUGGCCGGUUGUUUUCAUUGCAGCAACAAAUUGAUCACAAGGUGGAUUUCAUCAAACAAGAGCUACAAAAUACUGAAGUUCCUAUCGUACUGGUUGGACAUUCUAUUGGAUCAUACAUAGCCAUUGAAACACUUAGACGAUCUGCAAAGGUCCAAUAUUGUAUAGGACUCUAUCCUUUUUUAAUGUUGGACCCACAAUCAGAGAAGCAAACUGAUAUUCAGAAAGUUGCAGAGUCUUCAAUUCAGUCUGCUUUGAUUAGUUUUGCUGUAGCAUCAUUGGGACUGCUACCGCAAUUUGUUUUAAGAACUAUUGUGUCGAAAUCUAUUGGAAAGUCAUGGUCUGCUACUGCUGUUGACGCUGCUUGUAGUCACUUGCUAAAGUACCAUACAUUCCGGAACAUGAUCUUCAUGGCACUGACAGAAUUCAGAAAGCUUUCGGAAACGCCAGAUUGGGUAUUCAUGAGAACUAACGAAAGUAAAAUGGCAUUCUUGUUUGGAGUCGACGAUCAUUGGGGUCCUUUGGAAAUGUUUGAAGAGAUCGCGAAGCAAGCACCGGGUAUUGCUCUAUCCAUAGAAAGGGAAGGCCAUAUGCAUAGUUUUUGCUGCACUGAGGCUGGCUCGGUGUGGGUGGCUCAGCAUGUAGCAGAUCUGGUUAAGAAUCAAGUGUUAAGCUCAAAUCAAUGAAGUUAGACACCUUGCAGAUGCUGCACUUCAAGUCAUUGAUUCCAUUGGCGGAUUCAGAAUUUUUUUUACAAGGCGAAGAGAAAUGCACAUAAAACAGAAUUUUAAAGGUGGAUAAAAUUAUAUUAGUAAGAUAUAUAUUGACGGUUUUAAUUGAAAGUUUAAAUUCAUAUGGUGCAAAUCAUCUUUUGAUUUAUGCCGUGAACUCCAUCAUUACUGGAAAAUUUGGACAUUUUUGAUGAAAUUGUUUGUUGCUUUAUUUCAUAAUGACAGUGGCUAGAAUUCUAAAUA
This is a messenger RNA of Mercurialis annua (annual mercury), 1347 nucleotides long. RefSeq lists its product as uncharacterized. Gene Ontology annotation, biological process: lipid storage. Gene Ontology annotation, cellular component: lipid droplet. NCBI's taxonomy places the organism in Eukaryota, Viridiplantae, Streptophyta, Magnoliopsida, Malpighiales, Euphorbiaceae. The record is from RefSeq and is a predicted model, not a curated record. Gene Ontology annotation, molecular function: lipase activity. The transcript is spliced from 13 exons. The coding region runs from base 25 to 1059 and encodes 344 amino acids.